AUGUUAAAACCAUAUACGCACGAGGAUAGACAAAAACGUUCUGUGAUCAUUAAGGACAAUCGUAAUAGAAAUGAGACCAAUCACUUAACGGAAGAGGAAUUAAAAUCUAAGGACUUAAUCUGGAAGAAAAAUGAGAUUCGAUGGCGACUGUUAUCAACUGGAUAUAGCACGCAUAUUCCAGUUGAAGACCAGAGAGCCACUAUUGAUUUAGCUUUCAGAAUGUGGUCAGAAGUGACGCCUCUAAAGUUUGUGGAAGAUUUAACUGGUGAUAUCAGGCAUGUCGAUAUUGAAGUUGAGUUUGGCAGAGGAUCACAUGGCAAUUGUAAACAAGAUUUCGAUGGUCAAGGAGGAGAAGUUGCUCAUUCAUGGGUUGGUGGAAACAUGCAUUUUGAUGAUGAUGAAAAUUACAAAUCUAUCAAAACACGCAGUACAGAUGGAAUAUAUUUAUUAAGGAUAGCCGUACAUGAAAUUGGUCAUGUUCUUGGUUUACCCCAUACCAAUAAGACGUACUCCAUCAUGUACGCCAUCUAUAAUAAGUUGAACUCUAAACCAUCGUUUGAAUUGAAUCCUCUAGACAGAAAGGCUGUACAGGCCAUAUAUGGUAGGUGUGUGUGUAAAGGUAAAUUCAGCACUGUGUUGGACUGGGUUCGAAAGCGUCCUGACAAUUCUUUUAUCUUCAACACAUAUUUCUUCCGAGAUAAUCACUACUGGAUGUAUGAGAAUCAUGCCAACAGAACCAGAUACGGCGAUCCUUUACGUAUUGCUCGAGAAUGGAGUGGUGUGCCUAACUUAGUUGAUGGUUAUGCUCAUAUUUGGUACAUUGCGGGAAGUGCCAUAGUCGAUAAAGCAUAUUUCUUUAAAGGAGAGAAGUUUUAUGCCUAUGAUAGUGACGAGGAUUCUGUAUUGGAAGGCUAUCCUAAAGAUAUUAAAGAAGGUUUUGGACCAAUGGAAGGUAAAACAGACGUGAUACCAGAUAAUAUUGAUACUGUCUACUUUGAUAUGCGGGAUAAAAACCUUUAUUUCUUCAAACAUGAUAUGGUUUAUAUUUACGAUCCGAAGAUGGAAAAUGGUACAAGCGGCUGCUGUGUUAGAAUUAGGAAAAUUACGGAAGAGUUUCCUCCCGUUGACGGCGAAGAACCAUUACCCAGUGAUUUAGAUGCUGUAUAUUAUUCUUAUAAGGACCAAGCUAUUUAUUUCAUUAAAGACGAAUAUGUGUGGAAGAAUGUGAAAUUUCAUUUACGACAGAAGCAGAUUGUGAACGGGGUCAAGAAAGAAGGUUUGUGGUACAACAAAUGGUUCGAUAUUUGCGACAUCUAA
Messenger RNA from Lottia gigantea (owl limpet), 1317 nucleotides. RefSeq lists its product as hypothetical. The coding region runs from base 1 to 1317 and encodes 438 amino acids. The record is from RefSeq and is a predicted model, not a curated record. Gene Ontology annotation, molecular function: metalloendopeptidase activity; zinc ion binding. Gene Ontology annotation, cellular component: extracellular matrix. Lineage: Eukaryota; Metazoa; Mollusca; Gastropoda; Lottiidae. Gene Ontology annotation, biological process: proteolysis; collagen catabolic process; extracellular matrix organization. The transcript has 5 exons.